UAUGUAAAAAUAAAUUUAGCUGAAAAUAUGAAUCAACUAAAAUUUAUAUUUAGAUUUCGAAUAUCAAUCACCGCGUUUUUCGCCACUUACGCUAGAGAGGGUCGGUAUUACCGUACCAAGUAGCAUAAUAAUUGUAGCAUAGACCAUUUUGCUAACACAGCCCAAUGUAGUUGUGGAGUAGUACAAUCGCUCAUUCGCUCCCUUCUUCCCUCGUCUCUUGUUCUCUUAUUAAUUUCUACGGCUGCAUUAAUUCUCUCUAUCUAUCUAUCUAUCUAUCCAUCUAUCUAUCUAUAGAUUCUACACUAUCGCAAUCUAUCUAUGUAGGCAUGGAUCAGUGCAUCUGUAAGGCUGUUGAUGCGGCGAUCUCUCCGUUGGUGAGCCUCGUCACGGAGCAUCUGACGUAUCUUCUUAAAGCGGAGGACAAUUUGGACGAGCUCAAGAAAGUCGCGGCGGAGCUGGCCGCCAGGAGGAAGGAUGUAGACGAGAGGAUCCAGUCCGGCUGCAGAACAACCGGCGGCACUGCGACGAUUGAAGUGAGCAAGUGGCUGCAGGGGGCGGACCGCAUCGUAGCUCGAGCGGAGGCGCUCCACAGAAGGUACGGCGAGCGGGCGCGGUGUCUCGGAGGCUGCUCUGUCGAUUUCUGGUCGAGCUACGCGAUCGGCAAGACCGCCGCUAAGAUGAUUCCGGAUGCCAGGCGGGAGUUCGACCGUGGAGUGUUCCAGCAGGUCGUCAUCCUUCUGGCUGGGAGGCACGACAAGUCGGAGAUUGACAACCCGCCGGCGGCGGGAAGAGAAUACCGGUAUCUUGAUCAGGCAAUCCAAUUUAUCAACGAUGAGGCGGUGAAGAUGGUCGGAAUCUGGGGCAUGGGCGGGGUGGGGAAGACCCACCUCCUCAAGUCCAUCAACAACUCGUUCGCUCGCCAAACUUGUUUCGACGUCGUGAUCUUCGUCACAGCGUCUAGAGAGUGCUCCGUAGCACGGAUUCAAAGCGAGAUUGUGAAUACGCUCGACUUGCCGGCGAUAAACAACGUGCAGGACCAGGCCAGAAUCAUCUCAGACUUUUUGCGCGAAAAGAAUUUUCUCCUGCUGCUGGACGAUCUGUGGGAACGACUCGACCUGGGAGCCGUCGGCGUCCCAAUGCCUUCGGCCACAGACGAGCAGCAGCAUAAAAGAAAGGUGGUGUUGACAACGAGAUAUUUGAAAGUCUGCGGCCAGAUGGGUGUAAGCAGGAGGAAUAGCAUCAAAGUGGAAUGUCUGGACGGCGACGACGCUUGGCUUCUCUUCCGAGAGACUGUCGGUGAAGACACGAUCGGCUCUAGUCCUGCCGUCGAAGCCGUCGCAAGAAAAGUAGCCAUAAAACUGGGCGGCUUGCCCCUCGCUCUCAUCACCAUCGGAAGAGCCAUGUAUGAUAAGGAAGAUCCGGCGGAAUGGAGACAUGCCAUCGAUCUGCUGCAGGACGCGCGCCACGACGAGGUCGAUCCGGAUGCAGCAAAGGAAGAAAGCUUGUUCCAUACCUUGAAGUUUAGCUACGAUAGGCUGCGGAAUGAUGCCUUGAGAGAUUGUUUGUUGUGCUUGUUACCAUAUAUAUUACAUACCAUAUAUAUAUUAUAUAUGUUACCAUAUAUAAUAUAUAUAUAUUACUAUGUAUAUUACUUUCUUAUUAGG
Molecule: messenger RNA, 1664 nt
Organism: Ananas comosus (pineapple)
Lineage: Eukaryota; Viridiplantae; Streptophyta; Magnoliopsida; Poales; Bromeliaceae
Product: disease resistance protein RPS5-like
Exons: 2
Molecular function (GO): ATP hydrolysis activity; ADP binding
Source: RefSeq, a predicted model, not a curated record